UGGACUCUCACUCUCAUUCUUCUUCAAAGUAGUUCAGCUGAAUAAAGCAGUUAAUAGCAGAGCUUUAACUAACCUCCUUCCUUGCUUACUUGCUUCCUUCUCUUCGCCUCCAAUGGCCGCCGCGGGAAGCAGCAGUUUCCGGAAGAGUUGCAGAGCUCUGAAUAAUGGUCUUGGGAUGAUGAUGAUGGCUGGGAGGAGGAGACUCUUCUCAACUCAAUCUCUGGCUGACUCUCCUCCUCCUAGUCAGAGCCUCCUCAGGGACACUAACAUCAAGAGAGAAGUUUCCCAGCUCAUUGGGAGAACUCCGCUGGUCUACCUGAACAAGGUCACCCAAGGAUGCGGGGCUUACGUGGCCGUUAAGCAAGAAAUGAUGCAGCCCACAGCUAGCAUCAAAGACAGACCAGCACUUGCUAUGAUAAUGGAUGCUGAGAAGAAGAACCUGAUCACUCCCGGAAAAACCACACUGAUCGAGCCUACUUCCGGGAACAUGGGAAUAAGCAUGGCAUUCAUGGCAGCUAUGAAAGGGUACAAGAUGGUCCUAACCAUGCCCUCUUACACAAGUUUAGAGAGGAGGGUCACUAUGAGAGCGUUUGGCGCUGAUCUCAUCCUCACUGACCCGACAAAAGGAAUGGGCGGCACUGUUAAGAAGGCUUACGAGCUUCUCGAAUCUACACCAGAUGCUUUCAUGCUUCAGCAGUUCUCCAAUCCCGCCAACACUCAGGUUCAUUUUGAUACGACUGGCCCGGAGAUUUGGGAGGAAACCAAUGGGCAAGUGGACAUUUUUAUCAUGGGAAUAGGUAGCGGAGGCACUGUAUCCGGGGUCGGACGUUAUCUCAAAUCCCAAAAUCCGAAUGUUAAGAUAUAUGGUCUCGAGCCAGAGGAAAGUAACAUCCUCAAUGGUGGUAAACCCGGGCCUCAUCAUAUCACCGGCAACGGAGUCGGGUUCAAACCAGAUAUUUUGGACAUGGACGUGAUGGAGGAAGUUCUUAUGGUAAGCAGUGAAGAUGCAGUCAACAUGGCAAGGCAGUUGGCACUGAAAGAGGGGCUGAUGGUCGGGAUUUCGUCGGGAGCUAAUACAGUCGCGGCUCUGAGGCUCGCAAGGAGGCCGGAGAAUAAGGGAAAACUCAUUGUGACCAUUCAUCCGAGCUUCGGUGAAAGAUAUCUGUCGUCGGUCCUCUUCCAGGACCUGAGGAAGGAGGCUGAAAACAUGCAACCAGUCUCAGUCGAUUGAAUUUCUUUUCAUGUUGGUUUUUUGUACGUACGAAGACUACUACUAAGGUGGUUGAUUGCCGGUAUGUAGUAUGAUCAGGUCGUGGCCACUUAGUUUCAGGACAGCUUAUCUUAGCUAGCAUAUGCUCGCCUUGAAAGAACCAGAGCCGUCUCGACUGAGUGUAUAAUAAGCUGUCUUCUGGUCCAUUUAUGUUGAUCGUGGUAGCACUUUAUUCGAGUCACAGUGGCUUUGAGUCUGUUCAAGAGCUGGGACGGAGUCAUAUACAAGCCGAAGGGGCAAUGACCAUUCUGAUUCCAUCGAGAAGAAGUAUAUAAGUCGAUCGUAAUUCGACCCAAUUUGCAGAAUGCUUGUAUCUUGAUCAACUCUUUAUCAUUUUUCCAGUUGUCUCAUUCUAUGCCGAUGAAAAAAUAAGAGCCAAGAAUUAAUUUUAUAAAGGGAUAGUUA
This is a messenger RNA of Punica granatum (pomegranate), 1675 nucleotides long. Lineage: Eukaryota; Viridiplantae; Streptophyta; Magnoliopsida; Myrtales; Lythraceae. The record is from RefSeq and is a predicted model, not a curated record.